This is a messenger RNA of Lactuca saligna, 1018 nucleotides long. The record is from the annotation of a GenBank genome assembly. NCBI's taxonomy places the organism in Eukaryota, Viridiplantae, Streptophyta, Magnoliopsida, Asterales, Asteraceae.
CUGUUAAGCCCCCCUCACGUGCCUCACACGUGAGGGUAAUUUCGUCAUUUCAUAUGUCAGGGACCAUUUUUGCAUAAACGUUUUUUUUGGAUUAAUUGACAUUUACCCCUCAUUUACUUUCCCCAACACUCGUCAACUCCCCAACUCCCUCCUUCUUGCUUCUGCUCCAUUGAACCUGCAAAAAACCCUCGUUGCUUAUCCAAACAAGAUAAUCGACACUACACAUAUAAGGGCAUACGUUUAAUACGAAAUGGUGUUCGUAAUGUGGCAUAUCAGACCAAAAUGCGAAGUUGUUGAUGUAUCAACUGUAUAUGCUGGUGCACCCACAUGGUUUAGUAUUAAGCUUCAUCACGGUGGGAAAUUUACUAAAUUACCUGAUAUAAAGUACAUUGGAGUUAUAUACUACCAUUUUAGGAUACCCAAUGGUGACUUUCAAUUUGGUCUUAGAGCUUUAGGGAAUGAUCAGGAUGUGAUCAACCUUUCUAAAUACAUUGCACAUAACAAGCUGAUUGAGGUGUACACAGAGCAUGGAAAGACAAAUUUAUUGACUUACUUCAUGUCACCAAAUGCAAAGGGUAAAGUUGUCAUUGAGGAAUUACCAGAAAAUGAUGAUCAAGGGGCUGAAGUUGAGGGUCAAGUUCAUGCAGAUUCUCCAAUGAAAAAUGUGAACCAUGGUAAUGGUGAGCCUAUUGGUGAGUUCAUGUCUCUGAUUCUUUUUGGGAGUAAGAAUGAUAGUUUCUCACCAGAGUAUAGAAGGGGUAGGGUUGGGAAUUCCAAAAUAGGUGAAAGUUCUUGUAGCAAAAGGCUUAAUUUAGAUUAUAUUGAUGAGGUUGUUCACAUUUCAAAGGAAAAGAAUGAUGAUCUGGAUGGUUCAACUAAUGUUCAGGAGGCAGCAACUUGUGUUCAUAUUGAUGAGAUGGAUGGUGUUAGGGAGGCUGCAAAUGUUGUUCAAGAGGCAUCAACUUUUGAUGAAGAAGGCUACAACACCCCCCUGUUAAUAAUGCUGAUGAACAAUUGA